CUUUCGCCUCCAUCCAACCUGGACUACUCAUUUAUCCAAAUCUGCACCAUGAACUGGACAUGGAACCCCCCAGAGAAUGUCAGCAGUAGCUGUGACCUGGAGUAUUCCAGUGACAUUGUGAUUGAUGAUGUCCCUCAGGACAAAAGAGAAUGGAGUAAGAGUCGCUUCCGUGUGACAGAUACGUUCUUGAAUGAGGAAAUGCGUUUCAAAGUGAGAAGCGAAUGCAAGUACGAUAACAGCAGUGAGCCCAGCCGAUGGGUGGAGAUGUCUCUUCUGCCUAAAGGGAUUCCAGGUACUGCUGCUGUUGAUCUGAGCUGUGUUUGGCACAAUUUGGAGUACAUGGCUUGUACGUGGCGUCCUGGGGAGAAUGCAAGCAGUGAUACCAAUUAUACGUUGUUCUACUGGUUUGAUGGUUUGAAAAACCACAAGAAGUGCAGCAACUAUUCUGUGCACCAGGGAAUCUUUGGAUGCACUUUCAAUCUUAGCUUUCCAAAAGUCAUCAAUACCUACCCAGCUAUAAGUAUUUUGAUUAGAGAUGAUUCUGAAGAAGUUAGACCUGUGUGUGCAAGUAAAAAUCCUACCACCCUUGUAAAACCUGCUACACCAAGACGAGUUACACUGUCAAAGAUCAAUGAUGGAAUAUAUAUAGAAUGGAGUGAAUCGGACACCUUUCCAAAAAAUUGUUUAUUUUAUGAAGUUGAAUAUCGCAAUGCUGAUUUGGACACUGCUCAGAUAAUUAAAGUUAAAAAUAAUAAUCAUACAUCAGUUCCUGGUGUUGAUCCUAAUAGCAAGCACAUCUUCAAAGUGAGAGCAAAACCAAAGCCCGAGUGUUACAGCAGCAAGUUCUAUAGUGACUGGAGUGAAGAAAAGAGUAUUGGUGAGAAGAUGGACUCUACGUUCUAUUUUGUUUUAAUAAUUGCCAUUCCAUUAAUAGUAGCAGUAUCUACAAUAAUUCUACUAGUUUAUCUGAAGAGGCUUAAGAUAUUCAUUCUUCCACCAAUUCCGGACCCCAGAGAAAUUCUGAAGCGCAUGUUUGGAGAGCAGAAUGAGGAUUCUCAGAGCUGUGCAAAGGACAAUUCUGUGAAUGCUUAUGACAAGUUAAUUAAGGAAGAAGAAAUUCAUUCUUUAAUUUUAACAGAAACUCCAGAGUGCACUAAUUCUGAGAAAGAAAACUGA
Molecule: messenger RNA, 1176 nt
Organism: Pterocles gutturalis (yellow-throated sandgrouse)
Lineage: Eukaryota; Metazoa; Chordata; Aves; Pterocliformes; Pteroclidae
Gene: IL13RA1
Product: interleukin 13 receptor, alpha 1
Exons: 9
Coding region: 49-1176 (375 amino acids)
Biological process (GO): cytokine-mediated signaling pathway
Cellular component (GO): membrane; external side of plasma membrane
Molecular function (GO): protein binding; cytokine receptor activity
Source: RefSeq, a predicted model, not a curated record